Messenger RNA from Macaca mulatta (Rhesus monkey), 2583 nucleotides. Lineage: Eukaryota; Metazoa; Chordata; Mammalia; Primates; Cercopithecidae. The record is from RefSeq and is a predicted model, not a curated record.
GGGCUGAAGCCGACAGGCGCGGAAGCCGGCGCGGCGUCAAGUGGAGCUCCGACGCACGGACCAGGCCCAUUUCCCUUUCAUCUUUGUCUUCAGCAUGGGGGAGCAGAACCACUCUCCCGGGAAGGAGCUUCAGCCCAGGACACGUGCAGAGGCUCCAGGAAAGAAAAGCUGGCAUUCCCAGGCCUAUGCCCUUGGGGCCGUUUCCAACUCUAUGUCUACUUUUCUGACCUUUCCUAUCUAUAAGUUUGUGUUCCGGCAACAGAUCCAUGCCAUGGCAGUGUCAGAGGCUGUGAGACAGCUUUGGCGCGAAGGUCCUCAAUACUUCUACUGGGGAACCUACCCUCCUCUUCUCUCCAAGACGUUGCAAAGGACUCUUCUGUUUGGGACUUAUGAUAGCCUGCUGUGCUUUCUCUCUCCUGUUGGGCCACAUACCCUGGGACACCACUGGGUUGCAGGGGUCAUGUCUGGCCUGGUGGAGGCUGUGGCACUCAGCCCCUUUGAAAGGGUGCAAAAUGUACUCCAGGAUGGUCACAAGCAAGCUCGCUUCCCCAGCAGCUUCAACAUUCUUGAAGAAUGCAAUUCUUAUGGGCUUUGGGGGCAGCUGUCACGGGGCUACUACCGUGGUUUCUGGCCUGUCCUGGCCAGGAACAGCCUGGGGAGUGCUCUAUAUUUUUCUUUCAAGCACCCCAUCCAGGAUGGCCUGGCAGAGCAAGGCCUGCCCCAUUGGGUUCCUGCCUUGUUGUCUGGUAGUGUCAAUGAAACAAUCACCUGCCUAGUUCUGUAUCCUCUGAUUGUGCUGGUUGGUAAUAUGCAGUCCCAUAUUGGAUGGCAGAGCAUGCCAAGCCUGUGGGUCUCUGCCCAGGAUGUGUGGAACACUUGGGGCCAAAAGCUACUCCUGAUCCUCCUGAUCUACCGUGGAGGCUCCCUGGUCAUCCUAAGGUCCAGGGUGACAUGGGGCCUCACUACAGCAAUCCAUGAGUAUCUGUAGAGGAAGUCACACUCCAGGAAAGAGCUGAAGACUGACUAGCUGCAGAAAGUGUGGCCAUGCCAUCUUUGUUAUUCUAAAUCUUCCCUGCUUGGUUCUAUGUAGCUUACUUCUUUGGCUCAGUUGCCUAAUACUUUAGCAUCUGUAAACUCAUUGCAUGGGAGAAGUUCCCAACUACCAACCUGUUGAGCAAGGACAAAGCCCAACAGGAUUCCUUAGUCAAAAAGAAACGUUCGCCCCAGUCUCUCCACAGCUUCAGUAGCCUCAGAGCCAGGAGGCCUUUAAAUAACGUGUAACACAGAUUAAGUGUCAUUCAUUUAAGGAAUUCCUUGGCAAUAAGCAGAAACUUAAAAGAUGACCUUAUUUAGGCACUUUGAGCUCUGGGACCCCUCUAGGUGUCCUCCAGACCAAAUUGAGUGGAACUCCAAUUUCAAAGAACUAUGCUUGACUCUUAGGAUGGGAAUUCCAUAAAACUUCUCAGAUGGCUACAUUUUCAUGACAUUGUUCACUGCCUCUACCACCACCUCUCACUUCUCAAGGCUGUGGGUCCUACUUUUAGGGUAGCAGCUGUGACUGGAAAUCCCAAAUUAGGCUUGCGUGAACUCAUCAGGUGCCACAAGAACUAGUGGGGCUGGAGAUGGGAGUGUGAAGAAGUAUGGCCCAUGGAUGGAAAGGAUAAAACUUCGAAAGAAGAGAUUUAAUUACAUGCAAAAUAGAAACAUUUGCUAUAGUCUGCUUGGUGUUAUUUGCUAGGACAUUUCUGACAGCAAAGUGAUAACAUUGCCUAGAAACUAUUUUAGUUUCCCUAAGAAACCUGGAAGUGAAGUGACCAUAUCUCUUCACAGAUAAUUGCAUAUUUUGUUGAUGUGGUAAAUGUAGUUAGUAUGACAUAAAGAUCAGAAAUCUUAGCCUGUCAUUCAGAGCCUUUCAAAAUACGGUCCUCAUAUAACUUUCAACAUAUUGUCACCCCACUUACAUAAACCCCAAACACUAGCCAUAAUGAACUCUUGUUCUCUCCCCAGACAUUCCAUGAACUUUCCCAUGGCCAUACUUUGGCCCACACUAUUCUUUCCACCUGCAGUGCUCCUUCUUCACAUGCCAGUCUACCAGAAUCCUUCCAGCUCCUCAAAGCCCAGUUCAGAGGUCACCUUCUCUAUGGAGCCUCUUGAUUUCCCCCAACUGAAUGCGACAUUAGUCUCUGUGAUGCCCUUUUCUAACAGCACUUCAUACAUGGUACUGAUUCUAUUAUGUCACUAAUCUCAUGUGACUCUGUUCUUGUAUUCUUCAAUACCUCCUACUAGACCAUAGAACUUAUUGAAAGCAGGGAUUCUUGUAUGCAUUUUUAAAUCUUCCAUUGUGCCUAGGUGCUCAAUAACGUUGGUCGAAUUAUUGAAUUUAUUAUCAAGCUGUGAUGUGGUAUAUUCUCUGGGUACUGUCCCUUGUACACGAAGAUAAACUUAUUGACUCACUGUCAGCAGGACACAUGCCUUUGGGCUGUGUUUUUGUUUUCUUUUAAUAGCGGAUUUAGUUUUGUGCUAAUGAUAAUGAUGCUUCUACUGAUGAUAAUAGUAAUAAUAAAAAAUUACUUUCAACUGGAA